CGCGACUGUCGCCUCCGGUGGUCCCGUCCCGCCCCUGGGCGGUCCUGGCGGGGGCGGGCGCUGCCCCCGGAAAGGGGCGGGGUCUGUCUGUCUGUCUGUCCGUCCGUCCCUCUGUCGCGAUGGCGCUCGAGUCGCUGCGGUACCGGCGCGGCUCCCUCGAGGUUCUGAACCAGCGGCUGCUGCCGGGGCAGCUCCGCUACGAGCGGGUGGGGGGCGUGGAGCGGGCCUGGGGGGCCAUCCGCGAUAUGGAGGUUCGGGGGGCUCCGGCCAUCGCCCUGCUGGGCUGCCUGAGCCUGGCCGUGGAGCUGGCGGGGGGCGCGGGACCCUCCGAGGAUUUGGGAGCCCUGGAGGAGUUCGUGGGGCAGAAAUUGGGGUUCCUGCUCACCGCCCGCCCCACGGCCGCCAACCUGGGCCACGAGGCCGAGCGGCUCCGGGCGUUUGUCCGGCAGCGGGUGGAGACCCCCGGGGUCACCCCCCAGCAGCUGCGGGAGAGCAUCAUUGAGUACAUCGAGGGGCUCCUGGAGAAGGACCGGAGGGACAACCGGAACAUUGGGGCGCACGGGGCGAGUCACAUCCUGGGGAGGGUCCGGGGGGACGGUCCCGUCACCCUCCUGACCCACUGCAACACCGGGACCCUGGCGACAGCGGGCUACGGCACCGCCCUGGGUGUCGUGCGGGCGCUGCACCAGCGCGGGUCCUUGUCGCGCGUGUUCUGCACCGAGACCCGGCCCUACAACCAGGGCUCGCGGCUCUCGGCACUCGAGCUGCGCCACGACGGCGUCCCUGUCACCCUAAUCGCCGACAGCGCGGCCGCCGCCGCCAUGAGGGAGCGGGGAGUGCAGGCUGUGGUGGUGGGCGCUGACCGCGUGGCUGCCAACGGAGACGUGGCCAACAAGAUCGGGACAUUCCAGCUGGCGGUGGCUGCGCAGCACAUGGGGAUCCCUUUCUAUGUGGCCGCCCCAAGCAGCACCUGCGACCCCACGCUGGCCUCGGGCCGCCUGAUCCCCAUCGAGGAGCGGCCGGGAACAGAGCUCACCCAGCUCGGGGGUGUCCUCCUGGCUGAGCCCGAGGUCGACGUGUGGAACCCGGCUUUUGACGUCACGCCGCAUGAACUCAUCACGGGGGGCAUCAUUACGGAGUGGGGGGUCUUCGCCCCCUCCGAGCUGUGCCAGGCGCUGGGGAAGCCGAGGGAGCUGUGAUGGCGUCUGCCUCGGUGUAUCCCGGCAGCCCUUGCUACAAUAAAAACCCCGAUGUAUCCCUGCGGCCUUUGCGGCGAAAAUACCUCGGUGUAUCCCUGCAUCCUUCGCGGCCAAAAUGCCUCGGUGUAUCCCUCCAUCCUUUGCGGCCAAAAUGCCUCGGUAAAUCCCUGCGGCCUUUGCGACCGGAAGGCCCACUGUAUCCCGGCGUGCUCCGCGUGCCGCCGCGCUCCUGCCAGGUCUGCCCCGGCCCCUAACGCGGGAGAGGCGGCCAUGGCUCAGGGCCGGCCCAAGGCGGCGACCAAGCGUCCUAAGGCGGCGGCGGCGGCGGCAGCUCGUGGGACUCGGGGUCCGCGGAAGGGAGGUGAGGCCGCACCAUCGCCCCAAAGAAGCUCCGCGUGAUCCAACAGCAGAAGCUGAAGAAGCGUCUGGAGGUCGGGAUUCGGAUGCGGAUCGAGCGGGAGACCGUGCAGCGGGCGCAGGGCAGCCUCCCCAAAAAGCUGGC
Messenger RNA from Cinclus cinclus, 1701 nucleotides. It is a transcript of the gene MRI1, whose product is annotated as methylthioribose-1-phosphate isomerase 1. The transcript has 8 exons. Gene Ontology annotation, molecular function: S-methyl-5-thioribose-1-phosphate isomerase activity. Lineage: Eukaryota; Metazoa; Chordata; Aves; Passeriformes; Cinclidae. The coding region runs from base 120 to 1199 and encodes 359 amino acids. The record is from RefSeq and is a predicted model, not a curated record.